GCAUUUGUGGUGUGUAGAAACUAUUCUCCACCAGAAGGAUAUGAACCCACUCUGGAAAAUCCAAUGUUUGCUCCCAAUUACGAUGAGGCCGUGAAUCAGCUGACUGGUAUCAAUCGAGUUAUUGUUCCUUUUGUUGCAUGUGGGGAUCUAAGCGGCUUUGACAGUGACGGCAGCUACCCACUCAACCUUCCAACCAUACCAUCCGGACCACUAGGCUCCGAGUACGUUUUUCGUGACGUUGUCCAGCCUCCUACCGAACCGUCGUACAAGGAAUCAGUGAUGAUUAAGAAGCUUGACCGGCUAGUGGUUGCGGAAAGUAUCGUGGAAAAGGUAGCAAAGUCGGUACUACCACACGUCCGACCAGCAAAUCCGGACGCAAGUGAUAUCGGCUAUGGGGACGAACAAGUGGAAGCUUUGGCCAGUUUGUUGUUAAGCGAAGAAUCCUGA
Haemonchus placei is the source of this 447-nucleotide messenger RNA. The record is from the annotation of a GenBank genome assembly. Lineage: Eukaryota; Metazoa; Nematoda; Chromadorea; Rhabditida; Trichostrongylidae.